UAAAUAUAAAUAUCAUUUAGAUCUCUCAAAUUAAUAAAACAUCUCUUUGAUGUUGUUCACAGUUUUAGCUGAAAAUUCUUCGAAAGACACGUGGCUCCCUCUUUCCUUCGCGCUUGGCAUUCGCUACUCUCUUCCGGUUCAGUCUUUUCUGGAGAUAGUCCGUAAACAUGGCGAACCCUAUAUCGAAGAAGAGGAAGUUUGUGGGAGAUGGUGUCUUUAAAGCGGAGCUAAACGAGUUUCUUACUCGGGAGCUUGCAGAAGAUGGAUACUCCGGUGUUGAGGUGCGUGUUACACCAUCACGCACGGAAAUUAUUAUUAUGGCUACACGGACGCAGAACGUACUGGGCGAAAAAGGUCGGCGAAUCCGUGAACUCACAUCUGUAGUGCAGAAGAGAUUCAAUUUUGCCGAACAUUCCUUGGAAUUGUAUGCUGAGAAAGUGGCAACGAGAGGCUUGUGUGCUAUAGCUCAAGCGGAGUCUUUGAGAUACAAAUUGAUUGGAGGUUUGGCUGUGAGGAGGGCAUGUUAUGGUGUGUUGCGAUUUAUUAUGGAAAGUGGUGCAAAAGGCUGUGAAGUUGUUGUUUCUGGUAAACUGAGAGGUCAGAGAGCAAAAUCAAUGAAAUUUGUAGAUGGUUUGAUGAUUCACAGUGGAGAGCCCUCUAAUGACUAUGUGGACACUGCUACUCGUCAUGUCUUGCUGCGACAAGGUGUGUUGGGAAUUAAAGUGAAAAUCAUGCUGCCGUGGGAUCCUAAUGGGAAAACUGGACCUAAGAAGCCACUCCCUGACAAUGUGUCUGUGGUGGAACCCAAGGAGGAAAUUUUGCCAACUGUUCCCAUUAGUGAUGUGAAAGCUGCAAAACCUGAAGUGCCUCCAGUUGCACUUCAGGGAUUGUAAUUCUGUCAUGGUUGAUAAUAUCAAUAAAUAAAUUUAUCUAUGAUGAGUUUGAUUAAUUUACCCAAUAUAAAGGCUCCUUGAGUGAUAGCACUUGUAUCUUUGGUUGGAAAGCUUUCCUUUUUGUCUCUUUCCAACUAUUUAGAAUAUUAAUGCUUUAGGUACCUCUUUACUCCAAUGUGAUCAGUUUAGUUUUGUGAGUAAAGUAGUAAUACUAACUUUCAGCUUUUGAGCUGUGGGAUUUUACAAAUGGUGAAUUGCAAAUAUUUGUGUAAAGUAGUUUUCAUUGUUGGAUUCCAGUGUAACUCAUUAUAGUUAACAAUUUUUUCUGAAAUAUAUACCACAUUCAGGUAUUGGAAAUUGUUUGUAGUAGAGCAGGCCUGUACAACGUGUGUACACGAGAGGCAAGAGGUGUGGAAAGACAGCUUUGGGAGGAGGAGAGAAACUAGAGCUGGGUUGACGCAGCACAUAGAUUGAAUUCCUGAACAUCUAAUGCCAUCAUCCAUGCUGUGCAAUUACUUGCCUACUUAUUAAAUGGGCAGUCUACCGUAUUUCUAGCUACAAGG
This is a messenger RNA of Gryllus bimaculatus (two-spotted cricket), 1456 nucleotides long. NCBI's taxonomy places the organism in Eukaryota, Metazoa, Arthropoda, Insecta, Orthoptera, Gryllidae. The record is from the annotation of a GenBank genome assembly.